GCCUGCAUGGCAGGGCUGCAUGCAGUGCUGUGUUUUGCAAGCGUUUUUUCUGUCCGCCGCCAACACCUGAGAGGGAUAGCAGCAAGGUUUUGGAAGACCACUGCCCUGCUGCGAAGGGCGCCCUCCUCCGUGGAAUCACAACCUGCUGGGAGCUUGCUUCCGGCGGGCGCUUCACUUUUCCGCGGCUUCGACUGGAUGCGCACGACGAACUUUGGCACGAAACAUGCCGCUGGAAGAUUCGAGGACCACACGUACGGAGUUGCUGGACAAUGCAGACGCGAAAUGGGUGAAGCUGGUAAAACACACGUAUAUCGCCGCUAAUGGCUCCGAGAAAACCUGGGAAUCGUCGCAGCGGCUUACGCGCCCCAAAGGCCUGGAGAUCGAUGGAGUCGGGAUUGCCGCGAUCCUCAGACCCGAAGACGGUGGCGAAGCCUCGAUUCUUUUGCAAAAGCAAUUUCGCCCGCCUAUCAAUGCCGUGACGAUUGAGGUGCCUGCCGGCCUUAUCGACGAGGGAGAAACACCGGAGCAAUGUGCGCUCCGGGAGCUCAAGGAAGAGACUGGUUAUGUUGGCGAGAUCAUGGAAGGCGGCUUUGGAAUGACGCCUUUGAUGUUCAAUGACCCGGGUUUCUGCAACACAAAUCUGCACAUGGUACACUGCACGAUAGACCCGAAAGAUCCUGCAAACCAGAAUCCGCAACCCCGACUGGAAGACGAUGAAUUCAUCGAGUGCUUCACCGUUCCCUUGACGAAUUUGUACGCUGAAUGUGAACGGCUAGCAAGCGAGGGGUAUGCGAUCGACGCACGUGUUGCGACAAUAGCAGAAGGAAUUGAGUUGGCAAAGCGAUUCAACGUUCGCUAA
Messenger RNA from Verruconis gallopava, 859 nucleotides. RefSeq lists its product as uncharacterized. Gene Ontology annotation, cellular component: nucleus; cytosol. The transcript is spliced from 4 exons. The record is from RefSeq and is a predicted model, not a curated record. Gene Ontology annotation, biological process: ribose phosphate metabolic process; nucleoside phosphate metabolic process. Gene Ontology annotation, molecular function: ADP-ribose diphosphatase activity. Lineage: Eukaryota; Fungi; Ascomycota; Dothideomycetes; Venturiales; Sympoventuriaceae. Bases 224 to 859 code for a protein of 211 amino acids.